Messenger RNA from Syzygium oleosum, 1950 nucleotides. Its product is annotated as phosphoinositide phospholipase C 2-like. Gene Ontology annotation, biological process: lipid metabolic process; phosphatidylinositol-mediated signaling. Lineage: Eukaryota; Viridiplantae; Streptophyta; Magnoliopsida; Myrtales; Myrtaceae. Gene Ontology annotation, molecular function: phosphatidylinositol-4,5-bisphosphate phospholipase C activity. The coding region runs from base 46 to 1779 and encodes 577 amino acids. The record is from RefSeq and is a predicted model, not a curated record. The transcript has 9 exons.
UGGCUUUGCGUCUCUCAGGGAUAAGUAGAUUACAUUUCAUCCGCGAUGCGGUCGUGGUCACAGCCAGGAAUGUCAAGAGACCAUAAACGGCCUUUCCAUUUCAAGAUCUGCUUUUGUUUUGGAAGGAAGUUCGCUUUCACGGAGGUUAGACCUCCUAGUGAUGUCCAGCAACUGUUUGAGCGGUACUCCGAAAAUGGCACGAUGACCAUCGAUCACUUACAUAGAUUUCUGGUUGAUUACCAAAUGGAAAAGGAUGCGACCAGAGAGGAUGCAACGUCAGUCUUACACAGCCUGAGGCAUCAUAUCAUGUAUAGGAAGGAACUGAAUCUUGACCACUUCUUCCGGUAUCUCCUUAGUGAUCAGAACCCUCCGGUCCUGCCAUCACUUGGGGUGCACCAUGACAUGAAUGCUCCCCUUGCUCAUUACUAUAUGUAUACAGGCCACAACUCCUAUUUAACUGGGAAUCAGUUAAGCAGCGACAGCAGCUUUGAACCGAUCGUGAAAGCUCUAAAGAAAGGUGUAAGAGUUAUCGAAUUGGAUCUGUGGCCAAAUUCCACAGGAGGCAAAGUAAAAGUCUGUCAUGGAGGUACACUUACUUCUCCGGUCGAUCUCAACAAAUGUCUACAUGCCACCAAGGACCAUGCUUUUCUUGCAUCUGAGUUCCCCGUCGUGAUAACCUUUGAAGACCAUCUAACUCCACAUCUUCAAGCUAAGGUGGCCAAGAUGGUCACGAAGACCUUUGAAUCGAAGCUGCAUCGACCCGAUUCAGACCAACUAGCAGAAUUCCCAUCACCAGAAUCACUGAAAAGGAAGAUCCUGAUUUCAACAAAGCCUCCGAAAGAGUACCUUGAAAGUCAGACAAGCAUGGAAAAAGAAGAAAACACUGUGCAGUCCGAGGGAUAUUCAGACGAAGGCGAAAACGACCAGGAUGAAGAAGAGAAGAAUGUAAUCCCCGAGUACAAGCAUCUCAUUGCCAUCCACGCCGGAAAGCCAAAGGGCAGACUCGAGAAUAGUCUAAGGAUUGAUAUGAGUAAAGUUCGACGCCUUAGCUUGAGCGAACAAGAGCUUGAGGAUAUGUCAAGGACACAUGGACAAGAUAUUGUGAGGUUCACUCAGAGGAAUUUGUUGAGGAUAUACCCCAAGGGUACCCGUUUCGAUUCGUCCAAUUACGAUCCUCUGCUCGGGUGGAUGCAUGGAGCUCAAAUGGUCGCGUUUAACAUGCAGGGAUACGGGAAGUAUCUGUGGAUUAUGGAAGGAAUGUUCAGAAGCAAUGGUCGGUGCGGUUACGUCAAAAAACCGGAUUUUCUAUUGAAUCCAGGCAAUAUUUUCGAUCCUAGAGAGCCCUUACCGGUUAAGAAGUGCUUGAAGGUGACGGUGUACAUGGGAGAAGGGUGGCAUUUGGAUUUCAAAAAAACUCAUUUCGAUCAAUUCUCGCCACCUGAUUUCUUCGUGAGGGUUGGAAUUGCAGGAGUUCCAGCUGAUUCAAUCAUGAAGAGGACCCGGGCAAUUGAAGAUGACUGGACACCGGUGUGGAACGAGGAGUUCGAGUUCCCGCUCACAGUUCCCGAGCUGGCCAUCCUCAGGAUCGAGGUCCUAGAGUACGACACGACCGGACACCACGACUUUGGCGGCCAGACAUGCUUGCCGGUGUCGGAGCUAAGAGAAGGGAUCCGAGGAGUUCCUUUGCACAACCGUAAGGGGGACAAAUACCGAUCCGUAAAGCUGCUAGUGCGGUUUGAAUUCCUCGAACCUUAUUCUGAACAGGAUUACGACGGUUGACAAGAUGUUUUUCCUUUCCCAUGUUUGGAAAGCCAGUGAUUCUGCCACACCCCGAUUCCUGCUGCAAAUAUAAGAGUAAUGACACGGUCAUCCUUCUCUUCAAUUAAAGGAUGUAGCUUUAAAGUCAAAAUAAUGAUCAGAAUAUCUAUAAUCCAAAAAGAUGUUUGAAUA